Molecule: messenger RNA, 507 nt
Organism: Hirsutella rhossiliensis
Lineage: Eukaryota; Fungi; Ascomycota; Sordariomycetes; Hypocreales; Ophiocordycipitaceae
Exons: 3
Coding region: 1-507 (168 amino acids)
Source: RefSeq, a predicted model, not a curated record
AUGUCUGCCUCCCCCUCCCCCGCUUCCUCCUUCUCGGAGCGUGCGGAGUCGUUCGUCGACGCCGUGCUGGGCACGGCCGACGACGGCUCCGCCGCUGCCGCUGCUCCUGCCCGCGCCCCCGCGACCGCGCCCACCGCCGCCGCCUCUGCCUCUGCUGCGCUAGCCGCCCUCACGUCGCCCUUCCGGGUAACGACGCCGUCCCCGCCGCCGGCCGUGACGCCCGGCCCCUCCGCCCCCGCCUCCGCCACUGCCACCCCCGGCCUCGUCCCUAAGGACACUGCCUCCGUCGCCUUGUCGGCGGUCCCUAUGGCCGUGCCCGCCGCCGCCCCCGCCGCUGCUGCUGGCCGGGCCCCUCCCGCCCCCGGAGCCCCCGGAGCCGCCGCUGCCGCCGACUGGCUCGCGGGCCUAGAGGGCCGCCUAAGCGCCCUAGAGAGCGCCGCCGCCACCAAUAAGGUAGAGGAGGACGACGAGGAUAAGGAUAAGGACGACGAUAAGGACGAGGAGUAG